AUGACCCAAGGGAGGGGGAGAGUUAAAGGGUUAACUGAUAUAUUAUCUAAAUUUGUCAUAACAAAGGCCGGUCGUGAUUGCUCAGCAGCAACAGCAGUGAAAUUUCUUAUAAAUGAUGUUAUAUUAAAAUAUGGAACUCCAAUAUGUAUUUUAACCGAUAAUGGUACUCAUUUUACCUCUCAACUUAUGAAUCAAUUAUUUCAAAAUCUUGGUGUUACUCAUUUAUAUUCAACCGUAUAUCAUCCACAAACAAACGGACAAAUUGAACGAUUUAAAGCAACUACGGAUGGGAAAAUUGCAGCUCUAUGUAACGAACCUCGUACAAAUUGGGAUGAUCUAUUACAAUACGUUACAUUCAAUUAUAAUACAUCCAUACAUACAACAACAAAACAAACACCAUUUGAGAUGAUGCAUGGACGACAAGCUACUCUUCCAUUCGAUCAACAAAAGGAAAUUAUUUCGCUCACACAAGAUCCACAACAUGGUAAAAAAAUUAGAAUUUAUCUUGAAAAAUUAGUAAAUGAAGCUCGAAAUAAUAUUAUAAAAAAUCAACAGCAAUACAAGACUCGAUAUGAUGGUCCAUUUAAAAUUAUUAAACAAUUAGGAAUUAGAAAAUUUAUUGUUCAACAUGUAAAAAAAUUAACAUUAACAAAACAAGUGACAAUGGAUGUCAUCGUUCCAUUAGUUGAACGAUGGAAUUCAAUUCAAUAA
This is a messenger RNA of Rotaria sp. Silwood2, 711 nucleotides long. Lineage: Eukaryota; Metazoa; Rotifera; Eurotatoria; Philodinida; Philodinidae. The record is from the annotation of a GenBank genome assembly.